UUAUCAUUCAUUGUGCUCAAGAUUCAGGACCAGAAUCCAAAAUGAAUAUUAAUUUAUCAAUAUUAUUGUAUCUUAUGUAUUAUUUCAAAUUAUCCAAUGGAGCUAGAUUACUAGGAAUAUUCACAAUGCCGGGAAAUAGUCACUAUAUUUUAGCCGAGAAAUUAAUGAAAGGGUUCGCUGCAGCUGGACAUCAUGUUACAAUGAUAUCUCCUUAUCCAACAAAAGGAGUUCCGAUGAAUGCUUCAUGGGAAGAUGUUGUUUUGGAAGGAUUAGAUGAGGUUUACAGAGAAAAACUCAAAAAAAUCAACUUAUACGAAGACAGCACACGAAGUAACUGGAAUAAAAUAGUUUCCUAUCAAGAACUUAUGUUGCAUUGGGUUAAUGCAACGCUCUAUCAUCCUAAAGUUAGAGCUCUAUUGACACCAGAAAAUAAAUUCGAUGCUGUUAUCAUGGAACAAUUUUUGAAUGACGCUCAUAAAUAUUUUGCCCAUUACUUCCAGUGUCAUUUAAUUUUAAUGUCAAGCAUGGGUCCAGUUGCAAGGGUUAACAACUUAGCUGCAAAUCCAGCUCCUCCAUCAUAUGUGGCAAGUUUUUCAAACAACGGUGAAUUUUCUGCAAAUAAAUUCUGGCACAGAUUCCGUAAUCUUUUUGACUACAUUACUGGGUAUUUGGUUGAAUAUUUUCAUGUGAGGCCGCUACAAAAUGAUUUGCUGCAAAAAGCUUUUCCUGGGGCUCCUUCAAUUGAAGAAAUAGACGAACGUACUGCACUGAUAUUACUAUCGUCGCAUACGAGCUUAUUGGAGGCAGUACCUUUAGUACCAAUCAUGGUCGAAAUUGGUGGUUAUUUUAUAGAUCCACCUAAAGCGUUACCGAAAGAUUUAAAACAAUUUUUAGAUAACGCUCCAGAAGGUGUUAUAUAUUUUAGUAUGGGUAGCAAUGUUAGGUCUAAAGACAUGCCCAUGGAAAAAAGGCGAAUGUUAUUUGAUGUUUUUUCGAAGUUGAAGCAAAAAGUAUUGUGGAAAUUUGAAGAUGAAAAUGCUGCUGGAAUGCCCGAUAAUGUUUUGAUCAAAAGUUGGAUGCCUCAACAAGAUAUUUUAGCUCAUCCAAAUGUGAAACUUUUCAUCACUCACGGAGGAUUCCUUAGUACCACCGAAACAAUUUUCCACGGAGUACCAGUAUUAGCAAUUCCAGUGUUCGGUGAUCAAUUUAUAAAUGCCAACAAAGCCGUUCGAUACGGCUACGGCUUAGUGCUGCCAUAUCAUGACGAUCAAAAUUUCAAUGCAGACACUUUGACUAGACUUGUUCGGGAACUUUUGACCAAUCCCAUUUACCAAGAAAAUGCUAAAAGGCGAUCGAGAAUUUUCAAUGACAGGCCAUUAAAACCCAUGGCGAACGCUGUUUACUGGUUGGAGUAUGUUUUAAAGCAUGACGGGGCUGAACAUUUGAAAGUCGCCGGAAGGAAAUUGCCUUUAUAUGAGUACUUAAUGCUGGAUGUAGUUGGUGUGAUACUAGUUCUUAUAAUGAUUAUUUUAUAUGUCGGAAAAGUGAUUUUUGAUAAAAUGUUUUCACAUAAAUCAUCGAAGGAACAUAAAAUUAAAUUAGGGUAAAAUUUGUCGUUUAUGAACAUUUUGAGAGAAAUGGAAAGUUGUGUCAUUGAAAAACGAAUACAAAAUUAUGGCGUUUCCGAUUGGUAGAUCUACUGCAGAACUAGUGCAAUUUUUUUUAUUUCUGUCUUUUUCUUCUACAGGUCGAUUAAAAGGAUGUAAAUACACUCAGUGCACACUAAAACUACCAAUCGGAAACGCCAUUAGUUUUCGGUCAAUUUAUUUAUUUUUGGGGUGGGUUCCGUUGCCAACCUUGGUUACGGUUACACGUUCCGUAAUGUCUGGUUUCUGAAAAACCGGUCCAUACGGAACGCGGUUGGUUAUGUCAAACAUGUCACCAAAGUAACCGGUGACGGAACCUACUCUUAAUGUAAGUGGUGUUAUAUUUAGAACGCAUUUCAAAUAAAAAUAAAUUAUUGCACAAAAAAAACUGCAUGUAGGUACCUACACGGCGCCCAACGUGGGGCCCCUUCACAAAGAAUCCCUUACGUUUUCGAUAUCUAAAUGACCUCCUCAAGAACUUUCUUGAGGAAAAAAAUAAAACGUAACAACAAAAAUCAGGAAUUGGGUGAAAAGUAAAUAUAGCACGUAUAUUUCAAUUUUAUGUAUUUCAUUUCGGCCGUCUAGCGGCCUACUGGGUGGCAGUAGGUCUUUUUCUGCUAUUUUUGCCGCAUCCCGAAUUCGCGGUAUGGAGUAGCAGCUACUCAAAUUCUUCGCUAUCAGGAUGUUUUUUUUUACUUUUUGGGAAUUACAUAGUACCAUAGGUAGUAUCACUUUUCAACGAGUCAUAUCAAGUACUCUAAGUUUCUAACAUUGGUAAUUCCUAUUGUUCAAGGUCAUCAUAGGCAGUCACUUGCUAACAAGUACCUACCUAUUUUAAUAAUCUUCGUAGGGUAGCAUCAUUAUUUGUGGGUUCUUUAAUUAAGUAAGCCUCUUCUCUGCCCAAAAAAUCAACCACAUUGAUUUCACACCAAAUCGGCGGUAGCCGUGCGCUGUUGUUAAGCAGCUCUUACCAGAGGGUCUUGUUCUUUUAUACUUCGUCUAUGUCGUUUGAAAUACUCCUAGUUUGCUCCUAGCCUUGAUGGAUAGGUACUCCCAUUCGCCCACAUCGAUCUGACCCGCUUUCAUCUUUACCUUGAAGACAUCUUCGAUUCGUUUGAAUCGCUGUCCUUUGCUGCGUUAGCCAUUUUAUAAAUGGGCAUUUAAAAUUUGCUUAGGAGGACGUGACCUGCCCAGUGUCGUUUUCUUGAAACAGGGGAGCAGGGUUCCCAGGAGAACCAAUGUUCCGUCUUUGCUGCUUAAAUUAUCAUUUGCACAUCAUUUAGAAAGACGGAACACUCGUUCUCCUGGGAGAGUUGCUCCCCUGUUUUAAGAAUAAGGACCCAGACUAUAGUGGAAUUGGUUUCCUCAAGGAUACUGUUCUUCAUUCGACAAUCUUGCCCGUUUAUUAUAAGUAUUCUUUUUGAGCAACGCUAGUGAAACUUUUCUAAGCAUUUUCACAUUCGCAGAGAACUGUUGAUAUGACUAUGACAUUGUAAACCGCGAGCUUACAAUUUCCGCGUCCAUAUUUGCAUUUAUAGAAAGAUUACUACCGAGGUAUAGAAACUAUUAUCUCUUUUCAGGAGGUGCUUCAUUGAUAAUUACAGCUAGAUCUCGAACUUUCGUAUUUGGCGCAUUUUUGUGUUAAGUAGUUUGUUGGUCUUCCUCUUUAUUUGCCAGAACAGCGUUAUCAUAAGCACAUUGAGCUUCCAGAUAGUUGCUGUGGAUACCUUGCUUUUGGCUCGCAGUCUGCUUGUUUGCAUAGUUUACCAUCAGGGCCAACGUCAGGAUUUCUUGGACAAAGUGAAGUACGGCUCCUAUGAAAAUAAAGAAUAUGCUUCGCGCAACGACACAUGCUUGCUUCACCCUGGUUGCGAUUUUGAAUGCUUCUCCGGGUCGAUUGUUGGUGAGGACAUUGCGGCGUUCUUAUUGUCAAGCAGGAAAAGAAGUAUAUUGAUAAAUUUAGGUGGACAGUCGUGCAAUGCCAGUAUUUUCCGAAGAACGGCUCGAUUAACAGUCAAACGCUUUGACAAGGCUUAUAAAUGCCAUCAUGUCUACUGUCCCUCGGAUAGAUCUAAAGCCACAUUGUGUUUUGGGUGUACAGAGCAUUGAUAUUCCUCGGCAAUUUCCAUACUUUAUCUUAUCGCCUUCUCGUGAAUAUAGUGAAGAUAGAGGUAACUCGCAAAGUCGCAAAUCUGCGGGAAUUGUCUCGGCGUUCCAUAUUUUGGCAAAAUGAACGUAAGCGUUGAGUUGAACUGUCGCACGGCCCCCAUCUUUAAAAGCUCAGCAGGAACUUCGUCCAACCCAGCAGCUUCAUUAUUAUUUAAUUGGUUGAUAGCUUUUUCAAACUUUUGAUAGGAAGGGACUUCACUGAGUUGAUUUUGAAUUAAUUUUUGAGGGACUUUAUCGGAGACUUCAUCAUCUAUGCUAGAAUCUGUGUUUGAGAGUUUCUGAAAAUGCUCCUUUAAUCGGGAGUUAAUAGAAGCGGGCAAUUUGAGUAGCUGGGACCCAUCUCUGGAUCUAAGGGGAUUUGAACAUUUUGAAAAGGGACAAUAUGUGGCAUUUGGGCCAAAUAGCGAAAAAGUGCAUCAUCAUGCUUCAUUCACCACAUGGACAUCAUACGUUACAUCAUCAAUCAAAAUUGAUUUUUAUCACAAUCUAAAUCACAUAAACUGCAUUUUACUUCAUCAUUUUUAGUGUGCAUCUUCACUUACUCUACAAGUCAUUUUAUCAUCUAGGUAUAUAAGUAGGUACCCGCUGAUUGACGUAGCCAGGAGCAUUGGGAGUUUUUGAGUUUGCAGGUGGAUGAUAUUCUAUCUAUACGCUAAUGCACGGGCUACGUAAAUCACCCUGUAGUUAUAUGAAAUUAUCGGUUUGUAACUUUCUAAUAAGUCUUCCGAUUCUCGAUGUUCAACCGUAUCUGUCAAUUCAGGUACCCUCAUCCAAGACUCUGUCUCUCAUUUCCUCGUCCAGUCCACUUCUCCAUAUUCUUUUUGCUCUAUCUAUCGCUUUUUCUUUGAUGUAUUUUGUCUGUCCACGCGGGAUAUUUAUCCGCUGUUCGCUAAUACCCCCGAGGCGCCCUUAUCAUGGACACUGUGGCGAAGGCGACAAUCCAUAUAAAGUAAAUACCUACCAAAGAGAAUUAUUAUUAUAAGAAAAAGCCUGCUGGAAGCAAGCAAUAAAUCAAAUGUCUGCGUUAUGAACUACUAAAUCAUAUACAAAGUCUGAUAAAACAAAUUCACCCGCCCAAAAAGCAACACUUACACGGAGGCAAAAGAGUCCCAAACGCAAACGCAAACUCGCUCACUCAAAAUAAUUCCACUUCACUUUCUACGCAACAAAUUUGACUAUAAUCUCAAUAAUCUUACUGUAGCGAAUUCUGUUUUGGUAAACAAACAUAUACCUACAUACAUAUAAAAAAAU
Molecule: messenger RNA, 5066 nt
Organism: Ceutorhynchus assimilis (cabbage seed weevil)
Lineage: Eukaryota; Metazoa; Arthropoda; Insecta; Coleoptera; Curculionidae
Source: the annotation of a GenBank genome assembly